AUGUUCCUCUCCAAACUUGGCACCGUUUGUACACGGAUGGAUCUUCGCGAGGCCAACAUUCCGGCAACCGUGUUCCACACUGUUGCAGCAAUCUUGGCUGUCUUUGCAAUGCUGUCCACCGAUUGGAUUCUCGUGGAGGAUAUGAGCACUAGAAAUGGGUCAAUUGAUAUUGAUGUGCUGCAGGCCGCUCAGAUCUACAUGAAGAAUGCGGAGCCUUGCCAUGCUAUUGGCUGUCACGAUUUCUGGGAAGCUAUCCGCUUCGGAGGAUACAUUGACGAGAACGGAAAGUCGCACAUCGCCUUCCACACCCCAUCCAGAGUCCUUGUCGAUUGCAUCACUCCAACCACUGCAAACUACUUCUACAUUCUCAUCGCUUUAUGCUUUGUGAUCUCUGCCACGUCUGCACUCUGCGCUACCAUGAGUCUUCUUCCGCCGCCGGCUCCAUUCCUUUCCUGGCUUCGUGCUAACUCGGUUCUAGAGAUGUCAAAUAUGAUGCUGACUCUCUGCUGCUGCACGUUUGCCAUUGUCGCUCAAACAGAUGUUUCCGACCAGCGUCCCGAUGACAUUGUUGCGAUUGGCGCGGGAGUCUUUCUUGUGUGCAUCUCGGGACUCCUCUCCUUCCUUGCUGCCAUGGCUAGCAUUCGUCAGAGCAAUCGCAAGACCCGUAUGCGUCGCAUCGACAACCAACGUCUUUUAUGUGCUCGCUCGCUCCGUUCGUGGCGAGAUGCUGGACGCCGUCCGGAUGAUGUUCGCCCGAUUGUCGACUUUGAGAGAUAUCUCGAUGAAUGCACCGAAUUGGAGCAGGCAGCAUCUCAAACGGCUCAAACAGAAUCCACAUCCAACCCAGCCGUCUAA
Messenger RNA from Caenorhabditis briggsae, 855 nucleotides. The coding region runs from base 1 to 855 and encodes 284 amino acids. Lineage: Eukaryota; Metazoa; Nematoda; Chromadorea; Rhabditida; Rhabditidae. The transcript has 6 exons. The record is from RefSeq and is a predicted model, not a curated record.